AUGGACCAACUAGUGUCAUUUGAGGCUCUCCUCUUUCCUUCUGACGGUCGCAAUCCGCAUAUGGUGGCUUUGAUGACAAGCCCCAUGUCGGUCCCCGACCCCCACGCUCCGUAUAGCACCCUACCUGCUCGUAUGCCCCAUCCCGAAGUCUAUAUGGACUACAUCGCCGAGGGCCUCGGUCCCCGAGCCUGGCAUUACCAUCUUGUCGAGGCUCUCGACGGCAUGAACAAAAAAUUCGUUAAUCCUUACGUCAUCUUUUAUCCAACCGUCUCUCGUGACGGAAUGCCCUUCCCUAUCAAUAAAUGUGUAAGAGAGAUCCAGGGGCGAUCAUUCAGAGAGGCAACUGCGUGGCGCGGAAAUAUCAUCAUUGCCAAGUAUCGGGAGAGCCCCUUCUCGUCUAUGGUGAAUGGAUCAAUCGCUGAUUUUCCGAUAUUGAGGAAUUACUUUAUGACGCACGGGGCUCCUCAGCUGUGUGGCUACUGA
Messenger RNA from Suillus clintonianus, 483 nucleotides. RefSeq lists its product as uncharacterized. Bases 1 to 483 code for a protein of 160 amino acids. The transcript has 3 exons. The record is from RefSeq and is a predicted model, not a curated record. NCBI's taxonomy places the organism in Eukaryota, Fungi, Basidiomycota, Agaricomycetes, Boletales, Suillaceae.